Medioppia subpectinata is the source of this 1533-nucleotide messenger RNA. Lineage: Eukaryota; Metazoa; Arthropoda; Arachnida; Sarcoptiformes; Oppiidae. The record is from the annotation of a GenBank genome assembly.
UUCCAAGAGACGGUGGACACGAAAUAUGUGAUAUUUGAGCACUUGGAUCGCGUGACCCGUCGAUUGGCGUAUAAAUUGGAUUAUUUCGUAAUAUUCUCGUCGCUGUCGUGCGGGAAGGGGAACGGGGGUCAGGCCAACUACGGUCUCGGCAACGCUAGGUGUGAGCGACUGUGCGAACAGCGCCAACGCGACGGACUGCACGCCCUGUCCAUACAAUACGGCGCUAUUGGCGAUGUGGGCGCCCUCUCCGAAAAGGAUCAGGCUGUUCAGUUGUCCAAUUUGCGCAAACAGCGCAUAAACUCGGUUUUGGAUGUGCUUGAUAAAUUGCUGGCUGUUAAUAAGACUAUUGUUACAUCGUUUGUUAAAGCUGAGCGUAUUAUGCAGUCGGGUAGUCGUCAAAAGCGUAUGGUUAAAGAGUUGUGGCGAGCGUUGGGCAUAGACCCGGACACUACACCCGAUCACUUAACCCUCGGUGAGAUAGGGCUCGAGUCUAUGUUUGCCGUUGAGUUACAACAGGAGUUGGAGAGGGAGUGGAAUAUCAAGAUGUCUAUCAAUCACGUGAAGAACAUUACCGUUAAAAUGCUUAAAGACUACGAAUCGGGUCGUAUGGAGGACUUCAAGAAAUAUGUAGACGAGGUGAAAACGGCCAAAGCCAACUUGCUCAAAUGCAAAUUUGUCAUACCGCUUGAGAAGUACACGCGACUUAAUCAGGUGAGCACCGGUCAGCCCAUCUACUUCUUGCCCGCUAUCGAGGGGUCGUUUAAAUCGUUUGAAGAGUUGGCCGUACGGUUCGAUCGACCGGUGAUUGGCCUGAAUUGGACCCGAGAUCUGGACUCGUGUGAGACAAUCAAAGAAAUCAAUCGCUAUUUCUCGGAUCUGCUGAAGACAGUGCAGCCUCGAGGCCAGUACGAUGUGGUCGGGUAUUUCGACUUCGCUCUGACGGCCGGCAAACUGUUGCGCAGAAACCAACAGAUCGAUCGCGCGGUCAUUAUUGACAUACUGUCCGAAACCCAGUUCUCGGACGAUGUGGUGACCGACGAGUUUCUAUUGGAGUUUAUCUUCAUGUUUGUGUCGAAUGAGAUCCCGCAGUCAUUUCGCGAUAAGAUCUUCCGCGACAUGAAGUGUGAGCCCAAUAUCGACGCCCGAAUACGUCGGGCGUGUAAUGAGAUCCGCGACUUCGCCGGCAAAGGUCUGGUGGCGCCCGACUUGGAGGAGAUAUUACGCAAUUCACUGAAACGGGCGAAACUGUUGGCCGCACAUCGCUGUCACAAGAAGAGCAAAUUGGCACAAAUGAGCGCCAAAUGGGCCACAAAGUGGGCUAAGAGUACCGGCAAACUGAUUGUCGUAAAGCCCUUCGAGUUCUCUAGGAUUGACGACGAGGACGAGUUCUUGGACCGCACCCGAGACCUCUACUUCUUGCCCCAACACAAUGAAUCGUGUGAUACAAUCAAAUACGAGAAGGUCGAUGAAUAUUCGCUGGCCAUUGCAUCAGAAAAGAUUGGUGAAAAGCUUCUAGAUAUUUUAAAUGAAUAA